AUGAACAUUCAGUCUGCCAUCAACAAAGAGGUCUUCAUCCCUCGUGAUGAGCGGCUGCUGGUGGCAGUGCAGGUGCAGAGGAGGAAAAGGAAGAGGAUGUCCUUCCUGCCAACUGGAGCCAAAGGAGACUACGCCACAUUCAUCUGUGUGUCAGUGACCAACACGAGGCCACAUCAGCUCCUCAUUACAAAGGUGAAGCAAUUUGGUGGAUCCUCCUCCUUCACCAAGAGGUCCCAAUGGACGGUGGAGCAACUCCGACAGGUCAACGGCAUCAACCCCAACAAGGACAGCCCAGAGUUUGACCUGGUGUUUGACAAUACCGUGGACCAGUGGGUGGCCAGCUCAUCAGCAGAGAAGUGUAUCUUUGUCCAGAUCCUGUACCACGCUUGCCAGACCUACUGGGAGGGGAAAGCAGGGAGUCUGGGAAAGGCUGGGAAGCUGGGCAAGUUGGGCCACCAGAGGAGAGUGAGUCAAGUCACUCACCUUGAGAUCGGAGCUGGUCCCAGUGGCUCUUCACCAGGCAUUGCAUCCAGAACUCUGCAGGCCCGACGGAAGAGCUAUGUUCCUCCCAAACAGACAGAGUUCAUCAACUGCCAGUCCAAACUCACCGGAGAUGCCUGCACUAUGAAUCUGGUCAUCUACCGCUGCAAAGCUUUCUUGAAUCGUGUGAAGAAUAUGAUGGCUGCAAACCAAAGUCGAUCACCAGGUCGAGGUCAGCCUGGGCAGCGUGUUGCAGGCAGCAUUAUGGGCAAUGUAGUCCAGAGGAUGAAUGUGGCUCUGGGGGAGCGUGGAGACAGGCUGACUCGUGCUGAGGACAAGACAGUGGAGCUGAUGCACAAAGCUCAGCAGUUUGCAGACACUGCUCACAAGCUGGCCCUGAAAUAUUCAAAGUAG
Toxotes jaculatrix (banded archerfish) is the source of this 894-nucleotide messenger RNA. RefSeq names its product syntaxin binding protein 6 (amisyn), like (gene stxbp6l). The record is from RefSeq and is a predicted model, not a curated record. The coding region runs from base 1 to 894 and encodes 297 amino acids. The transcript has 6 exons. NCBI's taxonomy places the organism in Eukaryota, Metazoa, Chordata, Actinopteri, Toxotidae.